Molecule: messenger RNA, 2679 nt
Organism: Hippopotamus amphibius kiboko
Lineage: Eukaryota; Metazoa; Chordata; Mammalia; Artiodactyla; Hippopotamidae
Gene: SLC38A6
Product: solute carrier family 38 member 6
Exons: 16
Coding region: 12-1382 (456 amino acids)
Biological process (GO): L-glutamine transport; amino acid transmembrane transport
Molecular function (GO): L-glutamine transmembrane transporter activity
Source: RefSeq, a predicted model, not a curated record
CAGCGAGCAGCAUGGAAGCGCCCUGGGGGACCACCAACGCUGAGCCCGGCUGGUUUGUCUCUGCCCAGCAGUCAGAAGAGGCGGAGGCGGAAGAGUUGAGCCCGUUGCUUAGCAACGAACUUCAGCGACAGGGAUCCCCAGGUGUUUCAUUUGGUUUCUCAGUGUUUAAUUUGAUGAAUGCCAUCAUGGGAAGUGGCAUCCUUGGCUUAGCUUAUGUUAUGGCUCAUACUGGUAUCCUUGGAUUUAGUUUCUUGCUGCUGAUAGUCGCUCUCCUGGCUUCUUAUUCAGUUCAUCUCCUGCUCAGUUUGUGUAUUCAGACAGCUGUGACAUCUUAUGAAGAUCUUGGACUCCUUGCAUUUGGAUUACCUGGAAAGGUGGUGGUGGCAGGCACCAUAGUAAUUCAGAAUAUUGGAGCUAUGUCAUCUUAUCUAUUAAUUAUUAAAACAGAGCUUCCUGCUGCUAUUUCAGAAUUUUUGUCUGGAGACUAUAGUGGGUCUUGGUAUCUGAAUGGAGAAACACUACUAAUAAUCAUUUGUGUUACCAUUGUGUUCCCUCUUGCACUUCUUCCUAAAAUAGGCUUUCUUGGCUACACAAGUAGUUUAUCAUUUUUCUUUAUGGUGUUCUUUGCUCUUGUGAUAAUAAUUAAAAAAUGGUCCAUCCCUUGUCCUCUGACAUUAAAUUAUGUAGAGCAACACUUCCAGAUUUCAAAUGCUACAGAUGAUUGUAAACCAAAGCUCUUUCAUUUCUCCAAAGAGAGUGCUUAUGCCAUACCAACCAUGGCUUUUUCAUUUCUCUGCCACACCUCAAUAUUGCCCAUAUACUGUGAACUUCAAAGCCCUUCUAAGAAAAGGAUGCAGAAUGUAACCAAUACAGCAAUUGCUUUCAGUUUUCUCAUUUAUUUUAUAUCUGCACUCUUUGGGUACCUCACUUUUUAUGACAAUGUGGCGUCAGAAUUACUACAAGAUUAUAGCAAACACUUGCCACAUGAUGUUGUCGUCAUGACUGUGAAGUUAUGCAUACUGUUUGCUGUGCUUUUGACCGUCCCUCUAAUCCACUUCCCUGCAAGGAAAGCUUUAAUGAUGAUGUUUUUCUCCAAUUUUCCAUUCUCAUGGAUUCACCAUUCUUUAAUCACUGUGGCUCUCAAUAUUAUCAUUGUUUUACUUGCGAUAUAUGUUCCUGACAUUAGGAAUGUAUUUGGUAUAGUUGGUUCCAGUACAUCAACGUGUUUGAUUUUUGUGUUCCCAGGACUGUUUUAUCUUAAACUGAGCAGAGAGGAUUUUCUCUCAUGGAAAAAGUUUGGGGCGUUUGCUUUGUUCAUCUUUGGUAUUUUGGUUGGUAACUUUAGUUUAGCACUCGUGAUUUUUAGUUGGGUUAAUAAGUGAAAGAAAUAUUUUCCCACUUCUUAUGAAGAAUAAUUUACCUCCAUAUACAAAAAGGAAUUUUUCUGGAAGACACCUUGGAUGAAUCCUCUUUAUAGGUGUUGAUGUUUUUGCAAACUUUAACAGAAAAGCAGAACAAAACAGGAGUGGGGAAAGGAGACGUAGCAGUUUUAAUCAAAACAGGAAACAAAUUCAAAAUGCUCUUAAAUAUGUUGAGCAUCUUUUGUUUGUGGGGUUUUUUUUUUAAUUAGUAGACUUUAUUUUUUAGGGUGCUUUUAAUGUUUACAGAAAUAAUUGAGCAGCAAGUGCAGAGAGUUCUCAUAGAUUCUCUCAUUCCAGCGCACCCUUAUUCCUAACAUCUUGCACUAGUGAGGGACAUUUGUUGUAUUUGAUGAGCCAAUAUUGGUACAUUAUUGUUAACUGAAGUUCAGAGUUUACAUUAGGGUUCACUUUUGAUGCAAGCAUUGGCAACCACUGAUCUUUUUACUGUAUCCGUAGAAACCAUGAGCAUUUCCCCAUGAGCCUUUCCUAAAAUGUCAUUUGGUGGAAUCAUACAGUAUCUCACCUUUCAGACUGGCUUCUUUCACUUAGCAAUAUGUGUUUAACUUCGCUGUCUUUUCAUACCUUGAUAGCUCUUUUUUUUUAAUCACUGAUAAUAUUCCAAUAUAUGAAUGUACCACAGUUUCUUUUUCCUUUCACCUGUUGAAUGACCUCUUGUUUGCUUCCAGAUUUUGGCAUUUGUAAAUAAAGUUGCUAUAAACAUUUGUAUGCGGAUUUUUGUGUGGACUUAAAUUUUCAGCUUCUUUGGGUUAAUACCAAAGACUAUUUCUUAGCAAUUGCUGCAUGGUAUGGUAGAAUACUUAGUCUUGUAAGAGACUUCCCAACUGCCCUCCAAAGUGGCUGUAAUAUUUUGCAGUUAUGUGUGAGAGUUCCUGUUGUUCCACAUCCUCGCCAGCGUUGGCUGUUGUCAGUGUUUUGGAUUUUUGCCAUUCUUUUGGGUGUGCAGUUGUAGAUCAUUGUUGUGUUAAUUUGCAUUUCCCUAAUGACAUAUGAUGUUGAGCGUCUUUUCACAUGUUUGUUUGCCAUCUGUAUGUUUUGUUUGGUGAGGUUCAGAUCUUUAAAACUGGGUUUUUUUUUCAUUGUUGAGUUGUAAGCAUUCUUUGUAUAUUUUAGAUACCAAUCUUUUAUCAGAUAGGUGUUUUGCAAAGAUUUUCUCUCAGCCCAUGGAUUGCCUUUUCAUUCUCUUAACAUCUUUCACAUAGAAGUUUUUAAUGUUAUUAACUAUAUUGAGACAAUUUUC